This is a messenger RNA of Staurois parvus, 296 nucleotides long. Lineage: Eukaryota; Metazoa; Chordata; Amphibia; Anura; Ranidae. The record is from the annotation of a GenBank genome assembly.
UCAGCUGUGUCCAAUCACAGCUGAUCACAUCACUGAUGAUCAGUGUGCCCCAACAGUGCCAUGAUCAGUGUCCACAUCAAUACCCCAACAGUGCCUACCAGUGCCACAUCAAUACCACAUAUCAGUGCCUACCAGUGCACAUCAAUGCCACAUAUCAGUGCCCAUCUGAGCUGCCUUUCAUUGCCAGUCAGUGUCACCUAUCAAUGCCUAACAGUGCCAGUCAGUGCCCUAUCAGUGCCAUAUAUCAAUGCUGCCUUUCAGUGCCCAUAAGUGAUCCCUGUCAAUGCCCAUCAGUG